This is a messenger RNA of Conger conger (European conger), 2762 nucleotides long. RefSeq names its product mucin-2-like. The transcript has 7 exons. The record is from RefSeq and is a predicted model, not a curated record. Bases 227 to 1669 code for a protein of 480 amino acids. Lineage: Eukaryota; Metazoa; Chordata; Actinopteri; Anguilliformes; Congridae.
UCCUCCUACAACUACAAGUAAAGCACCAAAUACUGAAACUCUGACCACAACAGUUGGUCAGAAAACAACAAUUGCCUCAACCACAACAAUUGCUCCAACUACAACUCCAACCACAUCAAAUAUUCAAACUAUCGUUGAAGUUUCAACCAAAACAAAUCCUCCUUCAACUACAAGUAAAGCACCAACAACUGAAACUCUGCCCACAACCGUUGGUCAAAGAACAACAAUGGCACCAACCCCAAUAAUUGUUCCAAUUGAAACUGCAGCUCCAACUACAUCAAGUUUGAAAACCACAACUGAAACUCCCACAACAACAAUCGGGCAACCAACAACAAUUGCCUCAACCACCACAAUUGCUCCAACUGUAACUGCAGCUUCAACCACAGCAAGUUCUCAAACUAUCGUUGAAGUUUCAACCAAAACAAAUCCUCCUUCAACUACAAGUAAAGCACCAACAACUGAAACUCUGCCCACAACCGUUGGUCAAAGAACAACAAUGGCACCAACCCCAAUAAUUGCUCCAACUGCAACUGCAGCUCCAACCACAGCAAGUAGUCAAACUACAGCUGAAGCUUCAGCCGCCACAAACAUUCUUACAACUACAAGUAAAGCACAAACAACAACUGAAACUCCAAUCACAACAGUUGGUCAGAUAACAACCAUGGAAUCCACAACAAUUGCUCCAUCUGCAACUGCAGCUUCAACCACAGCAAGUAGUCAAACUACGGUUGAAGCUUCAGCCUCCACAAUUCUUCUUACACCUACAAGUAAAGCACAAACUCUUGCAUCUUCAACAACGUCAGCUAUUGUUACAGCAAUUUCUCUACCAGCCACUGCAAGUGUACCUCCCAUUCCAGUAGCACCAACAUUCUCUGCAACAAUAACCCCAACAGCCACUCAAACCACCCCACGUCCCCGAAGAAUAAUCGGCAUAGUUUUUAUCUUUAUCCGACUUGUGUUCAACACCAUCAACCCUGUCCCCACUGAGAGUGAGAUUCGUGCUAUGGUCCAUGCUCUCUUUGUUGCCCAUCUAAGGCCGAUGAAUGCUCCAGUGAGAGUGCAGCGUAGUGUACCACAGCUGAAUGAUCCUGUUGCAGAGCAGGAUAUUACAUAUGAGAAACUGUCCACUCAUUCCUUUGCUCUGGAACUUGCCUAUCGGAUAACCAAUGUAAGCAUGCCAAAGAACACAGGACUCAGGAAUGAGACGUGCAAACUCAUCCAGGACCCUGUCAACAAACUGUUGAACGAAAUGCUGAACGAACGUGGUGCAAAGCCUUUCACCUUUCCGAAUGCAGCUUGCACGACACCCAGCAACACGGAUAACCAGAUGAAGGCUACUGUGGAGUAUGUCUAUCGCGAAGGUGACAUCAAUCAACCAAACCAGUUCUUGACUGCAGUAUUGAAUGCUAGUGGCCUGGCCCCUACCACAACCACCACUGCAGCCCCCACCACCACAAGCAGCGCUGUCCUCAUACUGAUCACAGAAGCUAAAGCCAGGUUCCCGGGAUGGGCCCUGGCCAUCAUAAUCCCCUGUGGUAUUGCCAUCAUCAUCCUCCCCUUCUGGAUUCUCCUGUUUUGUCAGCUGUGUGGUUGCUGUGUGGCCAUCAAGAGACGUUGGCGCAGGAUGCGGGCCUACCACAUACAAGAGUACAGGCCACAUCCCGUCUGAGGGUGCAGUUGGAUGUUCAGUUGGAAUCAGAAAAUGUAUCAUGAUUCAUGUUCUAUUAUAAAUGUUCUAAAACUAAGGAUGAAUAGCAACUGCAUGGCUGGACGAUGUAAGCUAUUACUCUUUAUUUAUAUGUUAUCCGGUAUAUCUGGUAUAAUGUAGCCAAGUGCUAUCUGAACUGCUCAGCUACAUUAUACCCAGGUAUUUAAAAGUAAUUACAAAACGAUUCAAGACCAAUUUUAUAUACAGGUAUGUCCACUCAAUGAGCACUUUAUUAGGUAUUUGUUAGACUAAUUAAGUCUUCUGCUGCUGUAGCCUAUCCACUUAGAGGUUUGACGCGUUGUGUGUUCAGAGAUGCUCUUCUGCAUACCACUGUUGUAAUGUGUGGUUAUUUGUAUUACUGUCACCUUCCUGUCAGCUUUGACUGGUCUGGCCAUUCUCCUCAGACCUCUCUCAUUAACAAGGCGUUUCUGCCUGCAGAACUGGAUGCUUUUUGUUUUUCACACCAUUCUCUGCAAACUCUAGAGACUGUCAUGUGUGAAAAUCCCAGGAGAUCAGCAGAUUCUGAGAUAAUCAAACCAGCAAUCAUUUCACAGUCAGAGUCACUUAGAUCACAUGUAUUCCCCAUUCUGAUGGUUGAUUUGAAUGUUAUCUGAAGCUCCUGACCCGUAUCUGCAUGAUUUUAUGCAUUGCACUGCUGCCACACAAUUGGCUGAUUAGAUAAUCACAUGAAUAAGUAGGUAUACAGGUGUGCUUAAUUAAGUGCUCAGUGAGUGUAUAAUAAUGUUUAUGAUGAAGUAUUAUGUAUUUCAAAGGAAAUGUAGACAUUAAACUGUUUUUAACUUAGUUAGUAAUUUUUAUUUGAAGAAAGAAUACACAGCCAGUGAACUGCACACAUUUCAAAAAAUAAUAAAAUGCUAAUAUUUUAUUAUUCUGUUUGUCUUAUCGUAGUCAUCUGGAACUGCAGAUGGAAACUAGCUAGGAGCUAAAAUCUGGUACAAAGCAUCUCCUCUCAAUAAUUUUGAUGAAUGUUUUUGUACAUUGUCCCUGACAAAUAAACAAACAAAUAAAUAAAUCUGUACUGCUUUCUUAAUCA